CCGGCGGUCUUUUUGAUUCCUUAAUUGUUUAGCAACGUUCAACUCACUGUUUAUACUUACCAGGCAAGAUAUUUAGAAAGAGGGAGACUGUUGUGUUCAAAAACGUAAAACAGUUUGUAACGAAGUAAAAAUAAUUACCUGUAUGCCAUGUUAGUUAACAUCCACGAACUCGGACAUUUGUCAACAUUAGUUCAGAUUCUUCGGUAUGACCUCGGGUCCUCAAAAGAAAAAAAGUUACCUGGGACAACAUCAGAUCAAAAGGAAAAUAAGCAUCAAAGGUAAUGAUGGCCCAACGGAGGGAGAGGGACAUCUGCAGAAUACGUGCUAUUUGUCAGACAAAACAAGCACGUUGCACAACGUUAGCAGAAAUGGAAGCGUGGCUAAAGGUGCUGUGCUGCCGCUGGGGGAAUCCUCAUUAGCUCUUGAUGAAGAGAUGCUGCAGAUUUUGGAUGCUGCUGAUCCUGGGCAGCCUGUUUGUUCAGUAACAGUAAACAGGCAUGUCCAGAAAGAACCAGGUUCUUUAGCUGCCUUUGCUCCUCCGCAACCACUUGGACCAGCUGCACAUGAAAUACAGAAGAGCGAUUUAUUGCAGACGAGGGGCACGGGAUCUCUACUGCUCACGGGUGGGAGACCCAAUGGAGCCCCUCAUUCACAGGACAGUAACUGUAAGAGACCCGGAUGGAACCCCUCCUGUGGAGACCUUGCUCAGAAGCUUCUCUUCAGUGAAGGCUAUGUGGAGGUGGAUCAUCCUCAAAAGGAUCAAGAAAACCUUCAUUCAAGAUCUGCUUCCGUCUCUGUCAAGCCUCUGUCUCAUCAGAAUCCGUUAAACAGCCAGGAAGUUGGAAGCUCCAGCAAGCGGACUCACAGAAGCAAAAGCUCUCCCAGCAACAAUGAAUGUCAGUCAGUGAGGAGUGCUGAUCAGCCUUCAGAUGCAUCCAGGGACUACAUCUUGUUCAGCCCCACACGUCUCGCAGCGGCAAUGAAGAGGGCCAAACUUCAGCAAUCCUUUCAGAAUCAAUCCACCUCUGUGCUCACGAUCCCCAGUGGGCUGGAGCUCAGCACUCUCAACGAAACUCUACCUCAACCAGGCAUCGCUUUGUGCGCCCCGCCGGAGCAAGCCGAGAAGCUGCUGCUCUCCAGCUGGGGUUUGCCCAAGCCUGUUCUGGAGCGCUACCGGAAACAUGGGGUGACUCAGAUGUUUGACUGGCAGGCUCAGUGCCUCACCGUUGGAAAGGUGCUGGAGGGGGGGAACCUGGUGUACUCGGCCCCCACCAGCGCCGGCAAAACUCUGGUGUCAGAGCUGCUGAUGCUCAAGCGUGUGCUGGAGACCAAGAGAAAAGCUCUCUUCAUCCUGCCCUUUGUGUCUGUGGCCAAAGAGAAGAUGUACUCCCUUCAGAGUGUGUUUGAAGAGGCAGGAGUUCGUGUGGAGGGCUACAUGGGCAGCAUCUCGGCUGUUGGAGGGUUCACAACGCUGGAUGUGGCCGUCUGCACCAUUGAAAAAGCCAACUCUCUCAUCAAUAGACUCAUCGAAGAGGAUAGCAUGGAUCUGCUAGGUAUGGUGAUUGUGGAUGAGCUGCACAUGGUGGGAGACUCUGGAAGAGGAUAUCUGCUGGAACUGCUCCUGACUAAAAUCCGCUAUAUUGCACAGAAACGGAACACCACAGGAUCUCUCUCUGAGGGCGUUCAGAUCAUCGGCAUGAGUGCCACUUUGCCAAACCUGAGUCUGUUGGCGAGAUGGUUAGGGGCAGAGCUUUACCAGACAGACUACAGACCCGUACCCCUCCUGGAGCGUCUUAAAGUGGGCUGCAAUAUCUACGAUAAGAGUCUUUCUGUGGUCCACCCGUUCACCCCAUCUCUCCAUGUUAAGGGUGACGAUGACCACAUCGUGAGCUUGUGUUACGAGACUGUGAGCGAGGGCCACUCUGUGCUCCUGUUCUGCCCUUCCAAGAACUGGUGUGAGAAACUGUCGGAUUCCAUCGCCAGAGAGUUCCACAACCUGAGACAGACCGAUGGCGGCGAGGCUGACCCCCAGCCGGUGUGUCUGAAUCGGGAUGGACUGGCGGAUGUGAUGGCCCAGUUGAGACGAACUCCGGCCGGUGUAGACCCCAUCCUCCAGCGCACCGUGCCGUGGGGGGUGGCCUUCCACCAUGCUGGUCUGACAUUCGACGAGCGUGACGUGUUGGAGGGGGCUUUUCGUCAGGGCUUGAUCAAAGUGCUGGCGGCCACCUCCACCCUCUCCUCGGGGGUAAAUCUCCCGGCUCGCAGGGUCAUCAUUCGAACGCCAACUUUUAACGGCCACACGCUGGACCCGCUCACGUACAAGCAGAUGGCGGGACGGGCGGGGAGAAAAGGAGUGGACACCACAGGUGAAAGUGUGCUGGUGUGUAAGGAAGCAGAGCGCCAGAAAGGCAUCAGCCUCCUAAAAGGUGCUCUUCAGCCAAUCAGCAGCUGCUUAAUGAGAAGGGAAGGUGAAGGCGUCACAACCAGCAUGCUACGCGCCAUCCUGGAGAUAAUCGUCGGUGGUGUGGCCAGCACCCCACAGGACGUGGAGUCCUAUGCUUCAUGUUCACUUUUAGCUGCCAGCAUGAAAUCUGACAGCAAGAAGGAAUCUAAUGAAGAGACCAACAAAGGCGCUAUUGAGGCCUGUGUUGAAUGGCUGAUGGAGAAUGAAUUCAUCAGUAUUCAGAAAGAAGGGGAAGAUGAGCGCUACUGUCCGACCCAACUCGGUGCCGCCACACUCUCUUCAUCCCUUUCUCCUCCUGAGGCUCUCGGAAUAUUUGCAGAUCUCCAGCGGGCCAUGAAGGGCUUUGUGCUAGAAAAUGAUUUGCAUGUUCUAUAUCUGAUCACUCCGCUUUAUGCGGAGUGGACUACCAUAGACUGGUACCAGUUCUUCUGUCUGUGGGAGCAGCUGCCAUCAUCGAUGAAAAGAGUGGCAGAGCUGGUUGGUGUCCAGGAGGGCUUCCUUGCACGAUCCGUCAGUGGCAAACUCGUUGCCAAGACAGAAAAGCAGCGUAGACAGAUGGCCAUUCACAAACGGUUUUUCACCACUCUUGUCCUACAGGAUCUGGUAAAUGAGGUCCCUUUGGGAGCUGUUGCAUCUAAGUACAACUGCAAUCGCGGGCAGCUACAGUCCCUCCAACAGUCUGCCUCCACAUAUGCAGGCAUGGUGACGGUUUUCUGCAAACGGCUGGGCUGGCACAACAUGGAGCUGCUGUUGUCUCAGUACCAGACCAGGCUGAGCUUUGGGGUCCAGAGAGAGCUGGUGGACCUGGUCAGGGUGUCCCUUCUAAACGCAACUCGAGCCAGAGCGCUCUACGCCCAAGGCCUGCGUACCGUGGCCGAGCUAGCCAGGGCUACUGUCGCUGAUGUGGAGAAAGCCUUGCGUAAUGCCAUCCCAUUUAAGAGCUCCAAGCGCGCCGUGGACGAAAGCGAAUCGGAGGCGGCGGAGAGGCGAAAGCUCCGCUGUGUGUGGGUCACAGGCGGCAGGGCCCUCACAGAGGAGGAGGCAGCCGUCGAAAUCGUGUCCGAGGCGAGGCUCCUUCUUCAGGAGGACCUGGCCCAGUUGGGAGUCCAGUGGGAGCCGGCAGCACUGACGCCGGGGGGCGCCUCGACCGGCUCUGGUCUGGACCCAAAUGGUGAUGUACAGACGGAGAGCGGCGAGGGGGUUCCAAAGGGAAGGAAAAGGAAGGGCCAAGCCCCCGUUAAGCAUCGCCAGGGCGGCGAGAAAAACGACAAAGAAAAGGGUGAAAUGGUUGAAAAGAGAAGAGAGCAAGAAGCCAGAAAGGAAGCAGUUCAAGGGAAGGCAAAUCAAUCAGAGCACAGCAGCACAGAAAAACUUGAAGCAAAAGCAGAAGAUAGAGAGUCGGAGCUAGGAGGAGAGACUAAACCUGUGGAUAAUCGGACCGAACGGCCUGCUCCUGAAAGGAGCUUGACACAGGAGUUGGCUGAGAUUGUGUCCAGCCCCGGGCUGGAGCUGCCCCCACGGCCUCGGCCCCCUCGCUCCCCGGCGCCACCCCCGCGAUUCAGAGCCCCCACGUCCCGGCGAGAAAGACGACAGAGCGCGUCUGCCCCCGCCGAAAAGGAGGGCCUCCCAGCGCUUGCCACCUCUCCCCCGGGGAGACUCAAGCACUCCAGAGCUCUAAGCAGAAUCCUCCAGUCCAUGAAAACGGACAAAAGCCCACCAGGCGACGACACCCCGCGCUCGGAAUCGGCGGGGAUCUCCCCAGCUCCAUCUGCUCAGGCGGCCUCUGCACAAAGCAACCCUCGGGCCUCCACGCCGUCAGCCCCUCCGGCCCCGUCCGCCUCAUCCUCGCCCGAGUCCAAGCGGAGGCGGGUCGGAGCGGCAGGGCUCGACGAGUUCUCGUCGCCCGAGCUGUACGGCGGCGACACGGCGCAGCAAGCCGAGGCGCGGGCUGACGCGGGCGAGGAAAGUUUCGGGGACAGCUUCGAACUGGACACCCAGACGGAGAGAAUAAUCAUCCAGCAGACACGCAGAGACCAGAGCGACGGAGGCCCGGCCCAACCGCAGCAGGAGGCGAGAAGGGAGGAGGCAGCUGUACAGCCAGAGAUCAGCCAGGAUAAAGGCUCAGACACAACCUCCCCCAGAUUCAAUAUUUCUCUCACAGACAGCCAGAUGGAGCUCAUCCUCAACACCAGCCAGCGGAUAUCCCCAGUUGCUAGCGAUGAGGCGGAUGAGGAUAGAAAUGAAGGGGAGCUUGACGAGCAGCUCCCCAAAGCUAACCAGGCUGCCACAGACAGUCCCAACAGGAGCAGCAGCUUCCUGUUCGACAGCAUGUACGACAGCCCCCCCGCCGCGCCGCCCAGGCCGCAGCCUGCGCCCGACCCGCCGGGCGACGAGGAGCCUGCCAGCCAGGAGGCCGGAGCCCAGGGCCUCCCCCCGGCGGCCCACCAGAGACGACGCAGCGAGCUUCUCGCCAACCAGGAAGCCGAGCAGCACGAGGCGGUGCAGUGGGGCGAGUCCUCCUUUAACCUGUCGGAGUGGGGCGACUCGCUUCUGGUCGGCGAGCACUUCCUGGAGAGGCAGAGCCUGCUGAGGCUCGCAGAGAGGGCUGAAAGAGAGGACGAGGGGCAGCGGCCAAACACAGGCCGCCAAAAGGAGGGGGACGCCGUUGAUAAAGACCUGGGUCCAGGUCAGAGCCGUGAAGACGGAGAAACGGCAAGACAAAAAAAGGAAAUUACAAGUGAGGGGGAAGAAAAAGAAGUAAUGGAGGCUUUGUUUUCAGAUAACGCAAAACAUCAACAUGUGGGAAAUGCAGCAGAGACUGCAUUUCACUGUAGUCCAGGUUUACAGGACAUCUUUGACCGCUGGCCUAGCAUGACUGACCAGCCUGCCCAUACGGCCAAUCAGACGCAGGCCGCCGCUGCGAACACAGCCGGCGUCCCGCCGUCGACUCCCGACUCCCGGACAGGACGGCCCUCAGAAAGUGAAAAAGGGAACGGAAAGGAGAGACCAGGCUCGGCUUGUGACCUCAUUCCCCCAACCCAGGAAACGCCCCCUGUCACCGCCAGGGUUAAGCUGACCACCUCAUCUGUCCAAAAGACUAUUGCCACUGGCCCGCGUGGACAGUCAACUCCCUUUGUACCCCGUCAACAGGAAUCGCUGAACACAAAAUGUACCACGUCCCACACAGAAAACCAUGACCAUCCGUCAGCAGCCCUUUCUGCCUUUGACAAGAAAAAGGCGUCAAAAAAGCCUCCAAAAAAGGAACCGGAGCCCGUUCCACAACCCGGCUCGAACACAGAACCGUCGCCACAGGAUCCCCUCCAUCCCGCAGAGCCUGCUUCCCCUUCCUCCCCCCAGCCGCGGCCUCCCCCUGCCGCAGAGUCCCCCGGGUGUCCCGAGGGCUUUGCUCUCCGGCUGUCCCAGGAUGCGCCGCCCAGCUCCAGCCACCCCCGGACCUUCUCCAUCAUAGACGUGGCCAGCGACAGGCGCCUCUUCCACACCUUCGCCCAAGAGUGGAAAACGAAGAAGCGAUACUCUGUGGCUUUGGCCUGCCAGAGGGAGGAGCGCAGACCGCAGCCCGAGGCGGAAAUGGAAGCGAAACACAAGAGAGCGUCAGCAGCGCAUUCCAGGCUCGAGGCGGCCGGCGGUUUUCCAGUGAGAGACAGAAAAGGACUUGUUUUAAUCGGACUGUCCGUGUGUUGGGGAGCGAGAGACGCGUACUACGUAUCUCUGCAGCAGGAGCAGAGCCCAGGCUUGAGCGCCAGCCUGGCCCCUCCCCCGCUGGACGACGACCUGCCGGUGAGCGAGAGGCUGGAGCAGGUGAGGGCCAGUCUGAGCGGCCGGCCAGCCGGUCACCAGGUGGUUGCAUACGACAUCAUCGAGGUGUACAAGACGUUAGUGCUGAGCUGCGGCAUCGGCCUGGAGGGAAAUUGUGAAGAUCCAAAGGUUGCAUGCUGGCUGCUGGAUCCGGGCAGCGAGGAGAGGACUCUUCCCAACAUGGUGACCGCCUACUGCCCUGAGGAGUUACCUCUGCUGGACGGGCUCGGGAGCGCGCAUUCGCACUGUCCUCGAGUCAGGGCGGCGACCGUCAGCGUGCUCGUCCACGCCGCCAUGGACCAGCUCACCGGCCUGUUGGAGGAAGAUGGCACGCUGGAUUUCUUCAGGAGAAUCGAGAUGCCCUCCCAGGUCAGCCUGGCCCUGCUGGAGCUGAACGGCAUCGGCUUCAGCGUGGAGGAGAGCGAGAGACAAAAACACGUGAUGCAGGCCAAACUCUCCGCCCUGGAGUCCGAAGCUUACAGGCUGGCUGGACACAGCUUCUCCCUGACCAGCACCGACGACAUAGCGCAGGUGUUGUUCCUGGAGCUCCACCUGCCUCCAAACGGCGACGUGGGCGAGUUGAGAAUCAAGAAGACUCUGGGCUACACCAGGAGAGGCGGCGGCAGGACGCGGCUGGGGAAGCAGUUCAGCACCACCAAGGACGUUCUGGAGAAGCUCCGCCCCCUGCACCCGCUGCCUGGAAUCAUCCUGGAGUGGCGGCGGAUCACCAACGCCUUGACCAAAGUGGUGUUCCCCCUGCAGAGGGAGAAGCAGCACCACCCCGCCUUGGACAUGGACAGAAUCUACCCCGUCGCCCAGACCCACACCGCCACAGGUCGAGUGAGCUUCACUGAGCCCAACAUACAGAACGUCCCCAAAGACUUUGAGAUCCGCAUGCCCACUGUGGUGGGCGAGAGCCCACCCUCACAAAGCGGCUCCCACCGGACCACCAAAGCAGGGUGGGUCAAAGAAAUGAGCGGUUGUUGUAAAUAUGUUUCAGGAGGAGGAGGAAGUCCUCUGCGCUGCCCCCAGUUACAGCUGGAACUCCAGAACGAGGCCCGUCCUUCUCCGUCAGCAUGCGCCACGCUUUCGUCCCUUUCUCAGGUUUGCGAUCGAACUCCAGCCGGCCUUUUUGGCGGGAUGAUUCUGGCGGCCGAUUACUCCCAGCUGGAGCUGAGAGUGCUGGCUCACCUCUCCAAAGACCAGCGGCUUCUGCAGGUGCUGAACGGGGGGGCAGACGUGUUCCGCUGCAUUGCCGCGGAAUGGAAAAGCAUCGACCCGCAGUCGGUGCACGACGGCCUCAGGCAACAGGCAAAACAGAUUUGCUACGGCAUCAUCUACGGAAUGGGAGCGAAGUCUCUCGGGGAGCAGAUGGGAGUGGAGGAGGAUGAUGCGGCCUGCUACAUCGAGAGUUUCAAAGCCAGAUACAAAGGGAUCAACGCGUUUCUUAAACAGACUGUGAAGAACUGCACUAAGGAUGGCUACGUUCAGACGCUCAUGGGCCGCCGGAGAUACUUAGCUGGGAUCAGCAGCACCAACGCGCACGCCAAAGCCCACGCGGAGCGCCAAGCGGUCAACACCACCGUCCAGGGCUCAGCGGCCGACAUAGUCAAGCUGGCCACCGUGAACAUCCAGAAACGGCUGCGGACCACGUACCCGGCGGUGCCGCCGUCCCACCGCCACGCUCGCACAGGCCCCGGGCGGCGCAGGGCCGGAGCGGCCCGGCUCAGGGGGGGAUACUUCGUGCUGCAGCUGCACGACGAGCUCAUCUACGAAACCGCAGAGGAGGACGUCAUACAGGUUGCACAGAUCGUGAAGAGGGAGAUGGAGUCAGCCGUCAAACUGUACGUGAAGCUAAAGGCCAAAGUCAAAGUGGGAUCCAGCUGGGGCAACCUGGAGGACCUCGAUAUAUGA
Menidia menidia (Atlantic silverside) is the source of this 8194-nucleotide messenger RNA. NCBI's taxonomy places the organism in Eukaryota, Metazoa, Chordata, Actinopteri, Atheriniformes, Atherinopsidae. The record is from the annotation of a GenBank genome assembly.